UGCACAAGCAUGGAGGCGAAUUUUUCGGUUGAGUUACCAGUCAAAGCCGGGGUUUUGUCGCUGCCGGAAGAAUCAGGAUGCAGUUCGGGAGCUUUUUGGUCGCGAUGAUAUUGGGAUUUCUGCUGUUCACGUCGAUUUGGGGAGCGAUGCAGGAAGGUGACGAAGAACAUGUGCAGAAGCCAUCGAAGCAUCGGAAGCAGAGCAACAAGUACGACAUCAGUUUCUUCGAUCUGAAGACGAAUCGGACGUUUCGGUAUCCGGUGGUGAGCUUUGCCAAGCCGGGAUCCGGAGGGGAAGUGGACGAUGAUCGAGCGCGACAGGAAGUGUACGGAAAUCAGUGCAAGUGUGAGGGUUUACAGUGUGGGUGCUGCAUGGGAAUGAGGAUUCAUCAGCUUGGGUUCAAUCAACAUUUUUGCACAAACCUGGCCUACGAUCCGUACGACUUCGCGAUCAAUCUGGACGUCCUGAUGAACGACAGCAGCAUUUUCCAGAACUCCAUAUCGGCUAAGAACCCACCCCCCGUCUGUCUUCCGGUCCCGAUUCCGUACAUCCCGCUCAACGCCGAUAUCUGCAUCCGGUUGUUCGAUAUCUACACGCCGAGGCGCAAUCUUCACGCCUGCUUGGACAUCGAGGCCCGCGUUUGGCGCUACCCGUUGAUGAUCCUGCACUUUGACUGCAUGCGAAUGGGUCAGGAUGGAUUUACGCUACUCAAACCGGAAGAUGGCGAUGGAUUUGAAGCCUUGUAUCCGGAACUGCCCUCCGAACAGCAAGCAUCCGUGGACGUCUACGACGAAGUGGAAGGCAUUAAAAAGGGACUAACGAAUCGAAUUCAAUAAAUCAA
Molecule: messenger RNA, 841 nt
Organism: Aedes aegypti (yellow fever mosquito)
Lineage: Eukaryota; Metazoa; Arthropoda; Insecta; Diptera; Culicidae
Exons: 2
Coding region: 78-836 (252 amino acids)
Source: RefSeq, a predicted model, not a curated record